Molecule: messenger RNA, 357 nt
Organism: Ustilago hordei
Lineage: Eukaryota; Fungi; Basidiomycota; Ustilaginomycetes; Ustilaginales; Ustilaginaceae
Product: putative ATG8 - essential for autophagy
Exons: 1
Coding region: 1-357 (118 amino acids)
Biological process (GO): cellular response to nitrogen starvation; macroautophagy
Cellular component (GO): fungal-type vacuole membrane; autophagosome; cytosol
Molecular function (GO): phosphatidylethanolamine binding
Source: RefSeq, a predicted model, not a curated record
AUGCGCUCAGCUUUCAAGAACGAGCACUCAUUUGAGAAGCGCAAGGCCGAGGCGGAGCGUAUUCGUCAAAAGUACCCUGAUCGCAUCCCUGUCAUCUGCGAAAAGGCGGAUCGCACCGAUAUCCCAACGAUUGACAAGAAGAAGUAUCUUGUGCCCUCAGAUCUAACCGUGGGCCAGUUUGUCUACGUCAUUCGCAAGCGAAUCAAGCUCGCACCCGAAAAGGCCAUCUUCAUCUUUGUCGACGAAGUCCUGCCUGCCACCGCAGCACUCAUGUCAGCCAUCUACGAAGAGCACAAAGACGAGGAUGGCUUCUUGUACGUCUCCUACUCUGGCGAGAACACUUUUGGCGAUCUUUGA